Messenger RNA from Stegastes partitus (bicolor damselfish), 2874 nucleotides. RefSeq names its product kinesin family member 5C (gene kif5c). Gene Ontology annotation, molecular function: microtubule motor activity; ATP binding; microtubule binding. The record is from RefSeq and is a predicted model, not a curated record. Lineage: Eukaryota; Metazoa; Chordata; Actinopteri; Pomacentridae. Gene Ontology annotation, biological process: microtubule-based movement. The transcript has 25 exons. The coding region runs from base 1 to 2874 and encodes 957 amino acids.
AUGGUGGAUGCGGCGGAGUGCGGGGUGAGGGUGAUGUGUCGCUUCAGGCCGCUGAACGAGGCCGAGAUCAACCGGGGAGACAAAUACAUCCCCAAAUUCAAGGAGGACGACACGGUGCUCAUCACGGGAAAACCGUUUGUGUUCGACCGAGUGCUGCCUCCCAACACGUCGCAGGAACAAGUGUACGACCAGUGUGCCAAACAGAUCGUCAAAGAUGUGCUGGGCGGCUACAACGGGACCAUCUUCGCCUACGGACAGACGUCCUCUGGGAAGACACACACCAUGGAGGGCAAACUGCACGACCCCCAGCUGAUGGGCAUCAUCCCUCGCAUCGCCCACGACAUCUUCGACCACAUCUACUCCAUGGACGAGAACCUCGAGUUUCACAUCAAGGUCUCUUAUUUUGAAAUCUACUUGGACAAGAUCAGAGAUCUGCUGGACGUGUCGAAGACGAACCUCGCUGUGCACGAAGACAAAAACAGGGUUCCCUACGUUAAGGGCUGCACUGAGCGCUUCGUGUCCAGUCCAGAGGAGGUGAUGGACGUCAUUGAUGAGGGAAAAGCCAAUCGGCACGUGGCGGUGACUAACAUGAAUGAGCACAGCUCUCGCAGCCACAGCAUCUUCCUCAUCAACAUCAAGCAGGAAAACAUCGAGACGGAGAAGAAGCUGUCGGGGAAGCUCUACCUGGUCGACCUGGCCGGCAGCGAGAAGGUCAGCAAGACGGGAGCCGAGGGCGCCGUGCUGGACGAGGCCAAGAACAUCAACAAAUCUCUGUCGGCGCUGGGAAACGUCAUCUCAGCUCUGGCCGAGGGAACAAAAACCCACGUCCCGUACAGAGACAGUAAGAUGACCCGCAUCCUGCAGGACUCUCUGGGGGGAAACUGUCGCACCACCAUCAUCAUCUGCUGCUCGCCGUCCAUCUACAAUGAAGCCGAGACCAAGUCCACGCUCAUGUUCGGCCAGAGAGCCAAGACCAUCAAGAACACGGUGUCUGUGAACCUGGAGCUGACGGCCGAGGAGUGGAAGAAGAAGUACGAGAAGGAGAAGGACAAGAACAAGAGCCUGAAGAACAUCAUCCAGAGGCUGGAGGCCGAGCUCAACCGCUGGAGGAACGGGGAGGACGUUCCCGAGGAGGAGCAGCUGAGCGCCAAAGAUCAGAAGAACGUCGAGCCCAACGACAACACUCCCAUCAUCGACAACCUGCUGCCGGCCGGAGGAGGAGGAGGCGUCACCGGCGAGGAGAGGACCAAGUACGAGGAGGACAUCAGCAACCUGUACAAACAGCUGGACGACAAAGAUGAUGAAAUUAACCAGCAUAGCCAGCUAGCGGAGAAGCUUAAGGAGCAGAUGUUGGAUCAAGAAGAGCUGCUGGCGUCGACGCGGCGCGACUACGAGAAGAUCCAGGAGGAGCUUUGCCGGCUGCAGACGGAGAACGAGCUGGCCAAGGAGGAGGUGAAGGAGGUGCUGCAGGCGCUGGAAGAGCUGGCCGUCAACUACGACCAGAAGAGCCAGGAGGUGGAGGAGCGAGACCAGGUCAACCUGCAGCUGACCGAGGAGCUGCAGCACAAGACGGCGCUGCUGUCGGUGGUCCAGAGAGAACUGAGUCAGCUGCAGGAGCUCAACGGUCUGCAGAGGAAGAGAGCCGCCGAGGUCCUGAACCUGCUGCUGAGGGACCUCAGCGACAUCGGCGCCAUCAUCGGCACCAGCGACGUCAAGGCGGCCGCGUCCUCGGAGUCGAAGGGAAAUGGCUCGGCGGUGGAGGAGGAGUUCACCGUCGCUCGCCUCUACAUCAGCAAGAUGAAGUCCGAGGUCAAGUCCCUGGUGAACCGCAGCAAGCAGCUGGAGAGCGCUCAGGCCGAUGCCCACCGCAAGAUCCAGGCCAACGAGAAGGAGCUGGCGUCCUGUCAGCUGCUCAUCUCCCAGCAUCAGGCCAAGAUCAAGUCUCUGACCGACUACAUGCAGAACAUGGAGCAGAAGAAGAGGCAGCUGGAGGAGAGUCAGGACGCUCUGACCGAAGAGCUCGCCAAACUGCAGGCUCACGAGAAACGGCACGAGGUGUCGAGAGACGACAAAGAGAAGGAGGACAUCGGCAGACUGGACGGAGACGACGACAUCAAGAAAACGCUGGAGGAGCAGCUGGAGAACCACAGGGAGGCCCACCAGAAGCAGCUCGGCCGCCUCCGGGACGAGAUCGAAGACAAACAGAGGAUGCUGGACGAGCUCACAGACCUGAAUCAGGGUCUGCUGCUGGAGCAGGAGAGGCUGAUGUCGGAUUACGACAAAGUGAAAGCUGAGGAGCAGGAGAAGGAUGCAAAGCUGCAGAAACUCAUGCUGCUGAAUGAACAACAGGAGCAGGCCAGAGAGGACCUGAAGGGUCUGGAGGAGACUGUGGCCAAAGAACUACAGACUCUUCACAACCUGCGCAAACUCUUCGUCCAGGACCUCACCACACGGGUCAAGAAGAGCGCCGAGCUCGACUGCGAGGAAGGACUCUGCAACGGUGCCCAGAAACAGAAGAUCUCCUUCCUGGAGAACAACUUGGAGCAGCUCACCAAAGUCCACAAGCAGCUGGUCCGAGACAACGCAGACCUCCGCUGUGAGCUUCCCAAACUGGAGAAGCGUCUGCGAGCGACGGCCGGACGGGUCAAAGCUCUGGAGAACGCCCUGAAGGAGGCCAAGGAGAACGCCAUGAGGGACCGCAAGCGCUACCAGCAGGAGGUGGACCGCAUCAAGGAGGCGGUGCGGGCCAAGAACAUGGCCAGGAGGGGCUACUCUGCACAGAUCGCGAAGCCCAUCAGGCCGGGUCAUCAUCCACUGUCGUCCCCCAUCUGCAGCUCCGUCAGGGCUGGAGGCAACUACACCCACAACAACUAA